Molecule: messenger RNA, 1308 nt
Organism: Penicillium oxalicum
Lineage: Eukaryota; Fungi; Ascomycota; Eurotiomycetes; Eurotiales; Aspergillaceae
Product: UDP-galactose transporter HUT1
Exons: 2
Coding region: 1-1308 (435 amino acids)
Biological process (GO): UDP-galactose transmembrane transport
Cellular component (GO): Golgi membrane; endoplasmic reticulum membrane
Molecular function (GO): UDP-galactose transmembrane transporter activity; UDP-glucose transmembrane transporter activity
Source: RefSeq, a predicted model, not a curated record
AUGGGCCGCCAAAAGCAAACAAUGCCGCUCCAGCGCAGUCCCUCGUCAGAGAUGAUGCAUUCAUACCCCGACGCAACAGAAGCAGCAGAGAAACGUGGAAAUGGGCAAAUUGCUGAGCAGGCACCUGUCAACGGCCGUGCUUCCUCUCAUCAAGCACCGGUUUCCGUUGAGUCGGUGGCUGAUACUCCUGGCUUGAUGCAGCUACUCAUCUGUGUCCUCGGCAUAUAUGCAGCUUUCCUGUCAUGGGGAGUCCUGCAAGAAGCCAUCACGACCACGAGCUACCCACUUCGAUCCCCGACAGCGUCGGAGCCAGAGCCGCCGACAGAGCGCUGGACGUAUUCUCUUGUCCUCAACACCGUCCAAUCCACUUUCGCCGCAAUCACAGGCUUUCUCUACCUCUUCUUCUCAACCCCAAGAAGCCAAAGCGUCCCUUCAAUUUUCCCGACGCGCCGUAUUCUCUUCCCCCUCUUGCUCGUCAGCAUCUCCUCUUCGCUGGCUUCGCCCUUUGGGUACGCCAGUCUCGCGCACAUUGAUUAUCUCACCUUCAUUCUGGCCAAAUCAUGCAAACUCCUCCCGGUCAUGGCCCUCCACCUGACCAUCUUCCGCAAGCGCUACCCGCUCUACAAAUACAUGGUUGUGCUCCUUGUCACUCUCGGAGUUGCUACAUUCACUCUCCACCACCCCAGCACGAGCAAGAAGGUCGCCGCUUCAGCGGCCAAGCAAUCUGGCUCAUCGAUGUGGGGGAUUUUCCUCCUCUCGAUCAAUCUGCUGCUGGACGGGUUGACCAACACCACACAAGAUCAUGUAUUCACCUCUCCUCAGCUCUACACCAAGUUCACCGGCCCUCAAAUGAUGGUUGCGCAGAAUGUUCUGUCAACCGUCCUCACCGCCACCUAUCUCUUGGUGAUGCCCCAGCUCUCUCAGAGCGGCAUUCUGCACAAUCUUCUGCCCGUGCCCAUCCCACCAUCUACGGAAACAGAACUUUCCUCAUCUAUCGCUUUUCUGUCGCGGCAUCCCGAGGCCUUGAAGCAUGUGCUCGGGUUUGCUGCCUGUGGAGCCGUUGGGCAGCUGUUCAUUUUCUAUACCUUGUCGCGAUUCUCGUCGCUUCUGCUCGUUACAGUCACCGUGACUCGCAAGAUGCUGACGAUGCUGUUGAGUGUGUUCUGGUUUGGUCACACCUUGAAACCGGGGCAGUGGCUGGGAAUCGCCCUUGUCUUUGGCGGAAUUGGUGCCGAAGCAGUGGUGCAGAGACAGGAAAAGAAGACCAAGGAGCGAGCCAGGUUGGAAGCUGCCAAGAAGAAGGAGUAG